AAGAGGCAGAAGCAAAAGAGGAGUCUGUGACGGACGAUUCCGAGGAAACACUGGAGGAGGAAGAGGCAGAGAUGAUAGACCAGGAGGAGACCUGCAGCAGCUCUCCACCAGAAGAAGGUCAUAUAACCGAAGGAACUCUGGCAGCCAAGGGGCAGGUGUCCGAAAGCGAAGGACAGGUCUCCAACUCUGGGGGAAAUGUGCACUUGCUACGUGAAGAAGCAGCAAGGGAGGAAGAGGAGGAGGAAGAGGAGGCCAUUGAAGAGGAGUGUGGGAAGGAGAUCAUCAUCCAAACGGAGGAUGCAGAGGAAGUCAUCGAGGUCACCAGUGAGCGUAGCAGUGACAUGUGCCUGGAACAUCGGGAUGAUGAGGUGAGCUAUGAGGAAUCUUGCAACCUGCAAAAAGAGGAGGAGGAGGAGGAGGAGGAAGAAGACAAUGAAGAGGAGGAGGAGGAGGAGGAGGAAGAGGAGGAGGAGGAAGAGUAUGAGGAGGAGGAGGAGGAAGAGGAAGAGGAGGAAGAGGAGACAGCAACUGCAAUGAUCUGUGAAGAAGCUCCUCACACAUCUCAGGACUCCCCAAAAACCCACUGUGAAGGACAGAUAGUCAGCCCCAAGCCUGAGUAUUCUGUUAUUGUGGAAGUGAGAUCAGACGAUGACAAGGACGAUGAUUCCCACUCCCAGAAAUCCACUGUGACUGAUGAAUCUGAGAUGUAUGACAUGAUGACCAGGGGAAACUUAGGGCUCCUGGAACAGGCCAUUGCGCUGAAAGCUGAACAAGUUAAGGUUGUGAGGGAGCCUGGCCAGCCACUGCCUGGGGAACAUGUAAAACAUUUACAGGUCGAAGAGAAGCAAAACAAAGCCCUGGACUCCAUCAGAAAGAGCUACUACAAUCCUUCAAGACCCGAGAAGCGUGAAAUCAAAUGCCCAACCCCUGGCUGUGAUGGCACAGGUCACGUCACGGGGCUGUAUCCUCACCAUCGUAGUUUGUCUGGCUGCCCGCACAAAGACAGGAUUCCUCCUGAGAUCUUGGCCAUGCACGAGAAUGUAUUGAAAUGUCCAACGCCAGGGUGCACUGGACAGGGCCAUGUGAACAGCAACCGCAACACUCACCGAAGCUUAUCUGGGUGCCCCAUUGCAGCUGCCGAAAAACUAGCCAAAUCUCACGAGAAGCAGCAGCCCCCAACCGGUGAUCCUUCAAAGAAUAGCUCAAAUUCUGAUCGGAUACUCAGGCCAAUGUGCUUUGUGAAGCAACUCGAGGUGCCUCAGUACGGGAGCUACAGGCCCAAUAUGGUUCCCACCACGCCAAGGGCCAACUUGGCCAAGGAGCUGGAGAAGUACUCCAAGGUCACCUUCGAUUAUGCAAGUUUUGAUGCUCAGGUUUUUGGCAAACGCAUGCUUGCCCCAAAGAUUCAGACUAGCGAAACCUCACCUAAAGCCUUUAAAUCCAAACCUUUUCCAAAGGCCUCUUCCCCCGGCCACAGUCCCUCCAGCAGUUACGUGAAGAGCACUUCGUCUUCAUCCACAGGCUUCGACUACUCCCAUGAUGCCGAAGCUGCACAUAUGGCUGCCACUGCCAUUUUGAACCUCUCCACUCGCUGUUGGGAAAUGCCUGAGAACCUCAGCACCAAGCAGCAAGAUCUCCCCAGCAAGUCAAUGGACAUCGAAGUGGAUGAAAAUGGGACUCUGGAUUUAAGCAUGAACAAGCACCGGAAACGUGAGAGCACCUUCCCCAGCAGCAGCAGCUGCAGCAGUAGUCCCAGCAUCAAAUCCCCAGAUGUAUCCCAACGCCAAAACAGCACCAGUGCCACAAGCAGCACCAUGACCUCACCCCAGUCCAGCCAUACAUCUCGCCAAGAUGAAUGGGAUGGCCCCAUUGACUACACCAAACCAAAUCGACAGCGGGAAGAGGAGCCAGACGAGUCAGAGGCUGCAGUACGUUCUUUCGCCUCUUCUGAAGUAGAUGACCAGGAAGUACCUGAAGAAAAUUUUGAAGAAAGGAAGUAUCCUGGGGAAAUCACCUUAACCAACUUCAAGCUUAAGUUCCUUUCCAAGGAGAUCAAGAAAGAGCUGCUUACCCUUUCUGGUUGCCCUCUUGCUGACAAGAGCCUCAGAAAUCUCAUGGCUGCCCACUCUGCUGACCUCAAGUGCCCAACACCCGGCUGUGAUGGCUCCGGCCACAUAACAGGAAAUUAUGCAUCACAUAGGAGUCUGUCAGGCUGCCCUCGUGCCAAGAAAAGCGGGAUCAAGAUCACCCCGACAAAGGAUGACAAAGAGGAUCCAGAACUAAUGAAGUGCCCUGUUCCUGGCUGUGUUGGACUCGGACACAUCAGUGGCAAAUAUGCCUCCCAUCGCAGUGCCUCAGGGUGCCCCCUUGCAGCCCGAAGGCAGAAAGAAGGGUCUCUCAAUGGUUCAUCCUUUUCAUGGAAGUCACUCAAGAACGAAGGUCCCACCUGUCCAACCCCAGGUUGUGAUGGCUCAGGUCAUGCAAAUGGAAGCUUCCUCACUCACAGAAGCCUGUCGGGAUGUCCGAGAGCUACUUUUGCUGGGAAAAAGGGGAAAAUCUCAGGGGAUGAAAUUCUCAACACUAAAUUCAAGACCAGUGAUGUUCUAGAAAAUGAUGAAGAAAUUAAGCAGCUAAAUAAAGAAAUUAGUGAGCUGAAUGAAUCCAACACUGAGAUGGAAGCGGCCAUGGUGAAGCUGCAGUCACAGGUAUGGAUCUCAAGCAUGGAGAAAAACCUCAAGAACAUUGAGGAAGAGAAUAAGAUGAUAGAGGAGCAGAAUGAAGCCCUCUUCCUUGAGCUCUCAGGGCUGAGCCAGACUCUUAUCCAAAGUCUUGCCAAUAUCCGCCUUCCACACAUGGAGCCCAUCAGUGAACAGAACUUUGAUGCGUAUGUCAACACUCUUACUGACAUGUACACGAACCAGGAGUGCUAUCAGAAUCCAGAGAACAAGGACCUCCUGGAAAACAUCAAACAGGCCAUUAAAGGAAUUCAGGUCUAAUUACCGUGGGACAAAGAAGAAAAAUAGAAGAAAUUUAAAAGACGAAGUUAAGAGUAACUGGAAGA
Molecule: messenger RNA, 3061 nt
Organism: Rhineura floridana
Lineage: Eukaryota; Metazoa; Chordata; Lepidosauria; Squamata; Rhineuridae
Gene: MYT1
Product: myelin transcription factor 1
Exons: 17
Coding region: 72-2996 (974 amino acids)
Biological process (GO): regulation of transcription by RNA polymerase II
Cellular component (GO): nucleus
Molecular function (GO): DNA-binding transcription factor activity, RNA polymerase II-specific; zinc ion binding; RNA polymerase II cis-regulatory region sequence-specific DNA binding
Source: RefSeq, a predicted model, not a curated record